This is a messenger RNA of Gasterosteus aculeatus aculeatus (three-spined stickleback), 1861 nucleotides long. RefSeq names its product ras-related protein Rab-35. The record is from RefSeq and is a predicted model, not a curated record. NCBI's taxonomy places the organism in Eukaryota, Metazoa, Chordata, Actinopteri, Perciformes, Gasterosteidae. Gene Ontology annotation, molecular function: GTP binding; GTPase activity.
GUGAGGCCGGGUGACAGUUGGGUGCAGCUCCACCAGAGAAGGAAGCGGAGUUUCCGGCUGUUUGCAGCGGAGGGAGAGGAUUGCUGACGCCGCGAAACCCCGAGAAACACGCCGGCGGCUCGGGGGGGGGGUUGGUGGGUGGCUAGCAGUUGAACAUCGGCAGUGGUGGUUUUCUUUCGUAUCUGAGGGGCUGGUGAUACACGGCAAUAUAUUUGGAAUUUUUUUUUUACGAGCCGAGGGGGUCGGACGGCAAACGGAGCAAAGCGGCACAAGGCGGGGGUGAGCCACCAGCUACCGGCAUGGCCAGGGACUACGACUACCUCUUCAAGCUGCUCAUCAUCGGUGACAGCGGAGUGGGGAAGAGCAGUCUCCUCCUGCGAUUCGCAGACAACACUUUCUCAGGUAGCUACAUCACCACUAUCGGCGUGGACUUCAAGAUCCGGACGGUGGAGAUCAACGGAGAGAAGGUGAAGCUACAGAUCUGGGACACCGCAGGGCAGGAGCGCUUCCGCACCAUCACCUCCACAUACUACAGGGGGACGCAUGGCGUCAUUGUGGUCUACGACGUCACGAGUGCGGAGUCCUUCGUCAACGUCAAACGAUGGCUACACGAAAUCAACCAGAACUGUGACGACGUGUGCCGAAUAUUAGUGGGAAACAAAAACGACGACCCCAACUCCAAGGUGGUCGAGACGACCGACGCGCAGAAGUUCGCCGAGCAGAUGGGAAUCAACCUGUUUGAGACGAGCGCCAAAGAGAACAUCAACGUUGAAGAGAUGUUCAACUGCAUCACGGAGCUGGUCCUGAGAGCCAAGAAGGAGGUGCUCGCCAAGCAGCAGCAGCAGCAACAGAACGACGUGGUCAAACUCACCCGGAACAGUAAACGAAAGAAGAAGUGCUGCUAGCGAGCUCCGAGCCAUCCUCCCAAGGGUCGCCGGCGUUUUCUUCACAUGCGCAUACACACAAGAUGGGACUCAGAGCAUCUAAAUUAAAGAGCGAAUAAAGAUUUAAUAAAUAUACGGUGAAAGAUUUAAAAAAAAAAAAAGAAAAAAAAAAGGAAUUUAAAAUGGAAAAAAAAUGUCCCCGUUUGGACAAACUAAUCAUGACGGCUUCAAAGAAAAAUGUACAGAUUUUAUUAGAUGGUCAAAUCAAGUUUUAUUGGAUUUCAGCAGAUGGGCACUAUUGACCCGAGCUCCUCCUCCUCUCUUAAGGGAUCUGCAAGCCACGGACUGACCGCCGUAAUGCUCCGGUUUAAUAUCCACAUAACCCCCCCACCCCCCCACUCAGUCUCUCUUCGCUCCUUCUCAUUCCACUGCACACGGGACAUUCAGAGUCAGACUCUGCGCCUGAGGAGAAGGACGGUUCCCCCGUGUCUGGAUUUUUGUUUCUUUCUAGGUUUAUUUCUUGGGGGGGGGGGGGUGGUUGGUGUUUUUCUCGGAGCGGGAGUCUUGAGUCCGAGUGAAGGUCGCACCAUCUCUCUACAUUCACCACGCCAGGAGAUCAUGAACUGCUCGGUUUAGUUUCAUUUGACUUGAUGAUGAUUGGUAGAACCGUUAGCAACUAAUCCAAUGGACGCAACUGGUAAACCGUUUCACUUUUUGUUUUUUCUUUGUCUACAUUUGCCAAUCUUCCCCUCCUCCAUCCGCGUCUAACCUCGAAUAGUGCUGAGCCAACAGGAAUCGAUUUUAUUUUUUUGUCUUUUUGAAGUGCGACAGAGCAGUCGACCCGCUGCCGGAGCUCCGAAGGCCCCGUUCGCUGCAGGCUUACUACUCUAAGAGUUUUAAAUCCUUUUCCUUCAUCCCCGUAGAAAAAAGUAAGAAGAAAAACACUGAUACUGCCAAUAAUAUAUGUAAAAAAAAAA